Molecule: messenger RNA, 1828 nt
Organism: Neogale vison (American mink)
Lineage: Eukaryota; Metazoa; Chordata; Mammalia; Carnivora; Mustelidae
Gene: CPVL
Product: carboxypeptidase vitellogenic like
Exons: 13
Coding region: 230-1663 (477 amino acids)
Biological process (GO): proteolysis
Molecular function (GO): serine-type carboxypeptidase activity
Source: RefSeq, a predicted model, not a curated record
CCUCUGGGGUGCCUGCUUCUUCCAGGUUGGAGGCUGCCUGCGCGCGGCCGGGUCGCGGGCACGGGAGGUGGGGAUCUACCUCUGGUUCCAAAGGUCUAGGUCACGUGGGCCGCGGAGAGGCGCGCUCAGAAGCCGGCGUCGGACAGGGUAGUCGCGAGGGGCCGGGCUGCCGCACUUCUCGCCGCCUGCGCCACGGCUGCGCGGACCUGCGGGCUCGGGACUAGGGGGAAUGGUCGGUGCCAUGUGGAAGGUGACUGUUUUGGUGACCAUGUUCAUGUUCAGCCCCGGUGGUAAUGGACUCUUUCACUCCAUAUACAAAAAAGCUCGGGUUUCCGUACCACGUAAGGGAGACGUAGGAAAGCCAUUAUUUCUUACUUCCUACAUUGAAGCUGGAAAACUCGCAGAAGGAAAAAGAAAGAGUUUGGUCCCUCCUUUCCCAGGUUUGAAUGUGAAGAGUUAUGCUGGCUACCUCACUGUGAAUAAGACCUACAACAGCAACCUCUUCUUCUGGUUCUUCCCGGCUCAGGUAGACCCCGAGGUUGCUCCAGUGGCCCUCUGGCUGCAGGGAGGGCCCGGAGGUUCAUCCAUGUUUGGACUCUUUGUGGAACACGGGCCUUAUUUUGUCACAAGCAACCUGACCUUGCGUCCCAGAGACUUUCCUUGGACCACCACACUUUCCAUGCUUUACGUUGACAAUCCAGUGGGCACAGGCUUCAGUUUCACUGACGACCCCCAGGGAUAUGCAGUCAAUGAGGAUGACGUCGCCCGGAAUUUAUACAGUGCAUUAGUUCAGUUUUUCCUGUUGUUUCCUGAAUAUAAAAACAAUGACUUUUAUGCCACUGGGGAGUCGUAUGCAGGGAAGUAUGUGCCAGCCCUUGCACACUAUAUCCACGUGCUCAACCCCGUGAUGAAGAUGAAGAUCAACCUGAAAGGAAUUGCUCUUGGAGAUGCGUAUUCUGAUCCUGAAUCAAUCAUAGGGGGCUAUGCCACAUUCCUGUACCACAUUGGCUUGUUGGAUGAGAAGCAGAGAAAGUACUUCCAGAAGCAGUGUGAUGAGUGCGUGAAAUACAUCAAGGAGAAGAGAUGGCUUCAAGCCUUUGAAGUACUGGAUAAACUACUAGAUGGUGACUUAACAAGCAACCCUUCUUACUUCCAGAAUAUCACAGGAUGCCCUAGUUAUUAUAACAUAUUACAGUGCAAGGAACCUGAGGACCAAAAUUACUAUGGGAAAUUUUUGUCCCUCCCAGAAGUGAGGCAAGCCAUCCAUGUGGGAAACCGGACUUUUAGUGACGGAUCCGAAGUUGAAAAGUACAUGCGAGAAGAUACAGUAAAGUCCGUUAAGCUCUGGUUAGCUGAACUCAUGAACAAUUACAAGGUUCUGAUCUACAAUGGCCAGCUGGACAUCAUCGUGGCAGCUUCCCUGACAGAGCGCUCUCUGAUGGCCAUGAAGUGGAAGGGGUCCCAGAAAUACAAGCAGGCAGAGAGAAAAGUUUGGAAGAUCCUUAAAUCCGAUAAUGAAGUGGCUGGUUAUGUGCGGCAGGUGGAUGACUUCUCUCAGGUAAUUGUUCGCGGUGGAGGACACAUUUUACCCUAUGACCAGCCUCUGAGAACUUUUGACAUGAUUAAUCGAUUCAUUUUCAAUAGAGGAUGGGAUCCUUAUUGAUGGAUAAGCUGCUUUCCUAAAAGAAAAAACAUUGUGGGGAGGGGGGUGGUGGUAAUCUUUGAGAAGAAAAUUUUCAAAAUGGAAACUGUCAUAGAAAUAAGAAAAUUAUCUUUUUAUUGCUUUAAAAUGUUUCUCAUCAAUAAACAUUAUCCUUGAAACAAGGAA